UUGUAAGCAAGAAGUAGUACUCCAGUGUCGACUUAUUUAUAUUAAUUAGAGUAUUUAUCAGAAGCAUUUUAUAUUGAUCCAAGAUGGCACAUACUUUGAGCGGAAAAGUUGCUUUGGUAACUGGUGGCGCCAGUGGCAUCGGUGCAGCUACAGUGAAAUGUUUAUUAGAAGAAGGUGUUAAGCAUGUAGCAGUAUUGGAUGUAGCUGAAGAAGCAGGAAUAGCUUUACAAAAUGAGUUAAAUACAAAGUAUGGAGAAACUAAAGUAACGUUUAUAAAAGGUGAUGUUACUGAUAAAGAAACGCUGAUAGGAACAUUCAAAACAGUUCAAGACCGUAUUGGUUACAUAGAUGUGGUUGUAAACAAUGCUGGUAUUUUAGAUGAUACUCUAGAAAAUUUUGAAAGAUCGAUAAAUAUUAAUUUAACAUCUCUUAUAAGAAGCUCUUUAUAUUCAUGGAAAAUUAUGCAUAAAGAGAGAGGUGGAUCAGGUGGUACAAUUAUAAACUAUAGUUCAAUUGCAUCAUUGGCAAAAUAUAAUAACAUUCCGGUUUAUAGUGCAACCAAAAGCGCUGUACUAACAUUCAGUACUUGCUUGGGUGAUGAUAAACAUUAUUCAAGUAGUGGUGUUCGUGUAUUAACUGUAUGUUUUGGUGCAACUGAUACACCUAUUGUAGGAGAUUUUAACAGAGCUUUUGAUGAGUCAGCUCUAUUAAAUUUUGAUGAGAUGUACUUGCAAAGUACUGAAUCAGCAGCCAAAGCAGUGAUAGAAGCAUACAAACAAGGAGCAAGUGGUAGUGUAUGGUUUUCCUAUGAAGAUAACCCAGCACGUGACAUAACUGAAGAGCAUAAUAAGAGCAUGGAAUCUUAUAUUGAUUGUAUUAAAACUACUAAAAUUAUUUUAUUUCAGAUUUUACUCGUGAGAUAUUGUUUCAGGAUGGCAUACAGUUUAAAUGAAAAAAUAGUAAUGUUGACCGGCGCAGCUAGUGGUAUUGGUGCAUCUGUAGUGAAAUAUCUACUUAAUGAGAAUGUGAAGCACGUAGCAAUCUUGGAUGUGUCUGAAGAAGCUGGGAUUGCUUUAAAAAAUGAAUUAAACUCACAGUACAACGACAAUAAAGUAACCUUCAUAAAGUGUGAUGUUGCUGACAAAGAGAAUCUUCUACAAGCUUACAAAGUGAUAAACGAUGAAAUCGGCUACAUCGAUUUGGUUAUAAAUAAUGCUGGGAUUUUAGAUGACAGUCCAGACUCCUAUGUGAUGGAAAUUAAUAUUAACCUGAUAUCUGUAAUUACAAGUUCUUUGCAUGCUUGGAAAGCAAUGCAUACAAAUAAAGGUGGAAAAGGUGGUACUAUAAUAAAUGUUAGUUCAGUAGUGGCUCUAACAUAUGCUGCAAAUGUACCAAUUUAUUGCACUACAAAAAUUGGUGUACUAAAGUUCAGCACUUCAUUAGGUAACAUUAUGCAUUAUUCUAGAAGCGGUGUUCGUGUGCUAUGUAUUUGUUUUGGCCUGACAGAUACGCCUUUGUUGACUAAUCUGCAUGGGCAACUCUUUGACAAGGAUGCAGAAGACUCAGUGACAGGAGAUUUGAUUAAGCAUAAGUCGCAAAGUGUUGAAUCAGCAGCGAAAGCAGUGAUAGAAACAUACAAACAAGGAGCCAGUGGCAGUGUCUGGAUAUCUACCAGCGAUAAGGCAGCUAUGGAUGUCACCAAUACUUACGAUAAAAGCGUUCAAAUGUUUGAUGAUUAUGUUUAUAAUUAAAAUUAUAUCAAAGUUUAACUAUAAAGUUAAACCAUAAGAAACUGUUGCAAUGUUUACAAUAUAACAAAUUACUUAUUGAAAUUAUUAAAACAUAAAAGUUAACUUUAAAAAAAGGUUGUUGCCUUUGAAGAGUAUUUCCAAAAUUUUCCUAUUCACAGCCCAGAGCAACGUUCUAUUUGAAUUUAAUUCUAUAAUUAUUGUAUAUUUAUGAACUUUCAUAUUGCUAAAACUUUAAACUUGGACAAUGAGGAUCU
Bicyclus anynana (squinting bush brown) is the source of this 2005-nucleotide messenger RNA. RefSeq lists its product as uncharacterized. Gene Ontology annotation, cellular component: cytoplasm. Gene Ontology annotation, molecular function: oxidoreductase activity, acting on the CH-OH group of donors, NAD or NADP as acceptor. The coding region runs from base 84 to 1751 and encodes 555 amino acids. The record is from RefSeq and is a predicted model, not a curated record. NCBI's taxonomy places the organism in Eukaryota, Metazoa, Arthropoda, Insecta, Lepidoptera, Nymphalidae. The transcript has 10 exons.